Molecule: messenger RNA, 264 nt
Organism: Blepharisma stoltei
Lineage: Eukaryota; Ciliophora; Heterotrichea; Heterotrichida; Blepharismidae
Source: the annotation of a GenBank genome assembly
AUGAAAGAUCUUAAAAACGAAGAAGAGCCAGCCCAAAAAAAGAAUACUCCAUACAAGCUUGAAGGAAGUGAAGAAGUAGGAGUCGAUGACUUUUUAAGCAAUAUUGCAAGUGAAAGAAAGAAAAGAGUUGUAGAUGAAGAAUAUCAAGAGGAUGAGGUGCUUAGUAUUGUUAAUCACAAAAACAAGUGGAAAAAAACCUGGAGCAAAAAGCAACAGAGACUGGAAAGAAGACAAAAAUUUUACUCAAAAAAAAUGUCUUUAUAA